This is a messenger RNA of Medicago truncatula (barrel medic), 1073 nucleotides long. RefSeq names its product late embryogenesis abundant protein D-34. The transcript has 2 exons. Lineage: Eukaryota; Viridiplantae; Streptophyta; Magnoliopsida; Fabales; Fabaceae. The coding region runs from base 77 to 886 and encodes 269 amino acids. The record is from RefSeq and is a predicted model, not a curated record.
AAACUGUCACCAAAUUUACCACUCACUCAAUUUCCAAACCCUUCUUCAACCAAAAAAAAAACAAAAAAGAAACACAAUGAGCCAUGGCCAACCAACUAGGCUUCAAGAAGAGAUUAACAACCAAGAACCCAUCAAAUACGGUGAAGUUUUCAAUGUCUCCGGUGACUUAGCAUCGGAAACAAUCUCUCCACAAGCGGCCGCUAAUAUGGCUGCAGCAGAAUUCAACGUAUUAGGACAGGCACAGCCAGGAAGUCCUGCUGCAGCCAUGCAAGCGGCCGCACUGAUCAACGAGGCAUCUGGACAAUGCCUCGUUGGUCGUCAUGGUAUAGCAGAAAUGGUCAAAGAUCAUGGUAUUCGUGUGACGGAAACAACGGCUGCUAACCGUCGUGUUGUGACGGAGGCGGUUGAUGGUCAGAUUAUAGGGCGGCGCGUGGAGCCUGAUGCGCACUUUGUGCCUAUGAAUAUGGGCUCUGCGGCUAUAGAUGGCGAUCCGAUCACCAUCGGAGAGGCGUUAGAAGCUGCAGGGAUAUCGGUUGGUGAUAAACCGGUGGAUCAGAAUGAUGCGGAUGCGAUCAGUGCUGCUGAGAUUAGGGCUACCGGAGAGAGGUGUGUGAGGCCUGACGGUGUCGGGGCUACGGCGCAAUCUGCGGCCACUCUCAACAGCCAUGCUAAUCGGAUUGAAGAGAUGACAAAACUUUCUGAUGUGUUAACGGAUGCGACGGAUAAGCUGGCGGCGGACAGGGCGGUGACGAUAGAAGACGCAGAAGCUGUGUAUGAUGCAGAGGUGCAUAAGAAUUCAUCAACACAACAAAUGAUGAAUAUUGCUGAACCUGGUGGAAUAGCUGCAUCCAUGGCCACAGCAGCUAAACUCAACCAAGAAACAUGAAGAACCAUGGUCUUUUACAAAUUUCCUUUUUUCUUUUUUUGUUAAAAUAAGCUUAACUUGACAUUAUACAAACAAAGUCAUGUAAAUUAGUAGUUACCAGUGAGUUUAUUUGCAUCUAAUUAGUUGUAGCCACUGAGUUAUUUUACAUGUGAAAUUUAAUAGUAGUAGUUUGGGAACUUAUUUUUCA